Rotaria sp. Silwood2 is the source of this 501-nucleotide messenger RNA. The record is from the annotation of a GenBank genome assembly. NCBI's taxonomy places the organism in Eukaryota, Metazoa, Rotifera, Eurotatoria, Philodinida, Philodinidae.
UAGCAAAAUUCAUAAAAGUUAACAUAGAACGUAUAGGUUAAGUCAUUCCGAACUAUAAUUAUAAUUGAGAAGAAAAAACUUUUGGAUAAAAUUGAACAUCCAGAAAAAUAUGUUCAAGGAAUUCGUUAUGUUGAUAUAUUAGAAAAAGAUAGUGAUCAUAUAUUAAGAAUUGUUCAUUUUGAAAAUGAUAAAUGGGAAUCAUUAAAAGAAUUAAUUGUUAAUGAUAAAACAAAUGGAAUUAUUGUUUAUCGUUUAAUUGAUCAUUCUUAUUUUCAAGGUGAAACAAUAAAUAUUUGUCGAACAACAAAUCAAGUUUCUCAAUCAGAAUUAGAAUAUGAAAUUAAUUGGAAAUUAAUAAAUAAAAAUGUUCAGGAAUCAAUCGAAGAUAAACAUAUUGCAGAAUAUGCUUUACAAUUAGCUACACAUGAAAUGAAAAAAAUUUUAGAAGAAGCUGAAGCUGAACCUGAACCUGAAUCUGAACCUGAACCUGCUUCUAAUUAA